Messenger RNA from Balaenoptera acutorostrata (minke whale), 6390 nucleotides. It is a transcript of the gene CCDC116, whose product is annotated as coiled-coil domain containing 116. The record is from RefSeq and is a predicted model, not a curated record. Bases 440 to 2494 code for a protein of 684 amino acids. The transcript has 4 exons. Lineage: Eukaryota; Metazoa; Chordata; Mammalia; Artiodactyla; Balaenopteridae. Gene Ontology annotation, cellular component: centrosome.
CGGCGCGGAAGCCAGGAUCCCAGCGCGGGCCGCACCGGAGCGUGUGCCCAGCGGGCGCGGACUUGGUGAGCGGGUCGCCGGGGCGGGGUCGCCCGGGACCGGGGAACCAGGGCCAGGAGGACGGAGGGCAGACGCACUGGGCCCAGAGAUGGACGGAGACUGAAUGCGCACUCCCUCGGGGGCCCCAGCCCCGACUUCUCUGGACACGGACGGUGCUGAGACGCCCACGGGGCUCCGAGCAGAGGACCUGCCGGACAUGUGAAGGACGUGGGGUGCGGGGAGCCAGAGACCAGCGGCCCACGGACGGAGGGAGACGCAGACCCACGGAGGGCUGGGGGCACCCUCACACCAUCUCCCCGCCCGGUGCAGAGAGGAAUCUGCGGCUGCAUCGCGGAACCAACGAGAGAGGAAGAGGGCAGCGGGCCCGGCCACCUACACCAUGACCAGCUGUCGCCACCAUUCGGGAUACUUGGCGGACGACGAGGCUGGCCACACCACCUACGUGGCCCGGGUCCAGCCACCUAAGAAGUCACUGUUCCCGGAAAUGGGGCAAGCCUCCAAGCUGGGCCACACACCACACCCCACUUCGAUGCACGGCCCCUCAGGCAGUUCAGGGCUCCGCAGCCACCGCCGAAACCCCAAGGGCCCUCGACCCUUUAGGAGCUUCCUGGAUUUCCUUGUCGAGGGUCAGGUGCUGGACAGCCUGCAGACGGUGGUGGAGGAGGCAACUGAGCGCAUGGCCACCGUAAAGACAGAGGCUGGGGUGCCGCUGGUGGAGGUGGAGGACCCGAUGGAGGUGCCAAGGUGUGGGCGUCGGGCGCGGGCCCGGCCCAUCCUCAGUACCGUGCACCAGCGCUGCACCCGGCCGAGCCUCUGCCUGGGGCGCCCCAACAAUUACCCGUCCUGCUCCAGCUCCAUGUCCGACUCCCACAGCAGCUUCACGGCCAACUGGCCGGGCUCCCAUAGCUGGGACAGCAACCUGGGUGCCCGCAGCUUGGGUGCACUGCCACCCAUGAAGGACAAACUCCUGCUGGAGAAGAACCUCAAACGGCUGCUGCAGCUGGAGAACAGAAGGAAAGGCCUAGGGCAGUCCUGCCCCCACGGGGACUCCCUGCCAUGGGACUCACUGGGCAGCCAGACCAGCAGCCAGUGGACCCUAGAGCAGCCCCUGUCCUGGUUCUCAGGCCUGCUGGGCUCGAGCUCAGGCACUCCCGAAGCGUCAGAGGUGGGGCCAGCAGAGCGGGAGCUGAUCUUCCUCAAGCGAGAGCUGAACAAGGAGAUGAAGUCUUUGCUGAGCCAGCCAGGGUCCUUUGACCUGCCCGGCUACUGUGCGCUCCGAGAGCCCCAUCGGACCCUGGACUUCCUGGCUGAGCACCACCUGUUCCCCGCCCUGCAGGACGUGGUCAACCAGGCUGUGGACAAGCUCAGUGGUGCCUGCCGCCGAGACGGCUGCCCUCUCUUCCCGUCGGAAUGGGAGCCCUCCCCAGAGUCCAGCUCCAAGCUGGCCACACCCAUUGAUGGGGAGGAGCCCUACGAUUUGCUGCCCACCACAACCUCCAGCCCCAGGAUGGAGCACAGAAAGAGCAUCAAGUACAGGGGACGCGGCAAGGCCAAGGAAGGUGGCUCCCCGGUGUCUAGCACCCAAGUAGCCACCAGGUUCCGGCUUGAGGUGACACCCACAGAAGAGCCCAAGAGCCCCAGUUACAAGUUCACCAAGAAGAAGACGCUGCCCUCCAUCCUGUCCAAGUCCACCACCAUGUCCCGCCUCUCCAACCCCUGGCACGAGGAGCUCGUUGACUACCUGAAGGGCCAGGCUGUGUCCUUGCUUGCCUGCAAGUACAGGUUUGAGAAGAACCUCACUGGGCAGCUGGGCUUCAUCUCCUUCCCCAUCACUGAGGCACUCCUGGACCUUUUCCUGGGCUUCAGGAAGGUGAAGGGCUCGCGCAUCCGUCUGUCCUCCACGAUCGACUGGAGCUGCCUGCUGCGCAGGCUGGAGGAGGCCGAGUUUAGCCAGUGGUCACCCCAGCGGGCAUCCCGGCACACCUCCCAGCACAGCACCCCCCAGCGCAGCAUGCGGACACCCACCGCGCCGUCCGAGCUGGCCGCCAGGACCCACAGGGUCCAGGACAAGCCCACAGGGUCCCGCCUCAACAUGAGGUCCCCGGGCCCCCGGCCGCUCGCCUCACAGGAGCACCCGGCAGCCGCGGAGCAGGAGCCCACCAGACCGCCAGAGCCCAAGCUGUUCCUGUCCUCCGCCAACACCGGCGUGGCCUCCCAUCAGUCCGACCAGACAGUGAACAUGGAGGACCACCAGAGCAUCGAGGAGGAGGAGGAGGACAAGGAGGAGGAUGGAGAGGAGGAGGAAGAGGACGAGAAUGACUUUGGAGAUGAGGGCGAGCCCCAGAGCUCCCCGGAGCCUCAAGAGGAGGCCGUGGUCAGCACCACGGCGGCAGGCUCAGGUGUGGGCCACGGUGACUGCCCAUGGGGCCCCUGAAGUGCACCGAGUGCUCCAUGCCCCACUCCUCCUGCUUCUCCCGCCCCAGCGGCCACUGCCCUCGCAGCCAUCCCGCCCCAAGCAGAGGUCAGAACAGCUGGUGCCCACGAAGAGCUCUGCUGAGCCUCUCAGGGGAGCCAACGGGAGAAAUAAAACUUGUGUUGAUGGAACACGGUUUUCCUGUCAGAUCUCAGCCAUCCUCUGACCACCUGCCCCCGAGGAGCAUCUCUGGAGAGCUAGGCCAGGCCUCCACGGCAGCUGCCGGUGCCCUGAGCCCCGUGACCUCCUGGGCUCUGCUGCUGGCUCUUCUGCACUCCAGUCUGCACCUUCCUGCUUCUUCAAGCCUCUUAGGACUCAUGGUCCCCACCCCACGGCCCCUGUGCAUCACACUCCCACUUCCCGAGGGCUCCUCCUCUGCCAGGGCGUAUCCACCCUCUCCUGAUGCUCCCACCGCUACCUGUCUUCCUAAUUUGUAUUUCUCAGCUCGUGCUCCUGAGGUCACAUAGGGGCUGCUGGUAGGUCAAGCCAUGGAUUGACUGACCCAGCUGGCCGUGUGACUAUCCCUUCCGCAGAGGCCCUGGGCAAGGCAGCUCUCUUGAAGGGUCUGUGGGCUCGGCUGGUGCUGUGGUCAGAGGUUCUCACGUCCAGGGUUCUCCUGGAGCUUCUGGCCAUCCGGUGCCCCCAGCUCCUCCCCUCUGCCUUCCUCGGGCAGCCUAUUUGUUCCCCUUCAGGCAUCUUCACCCAGGGAGCAGCUCCACCCCCACCCCCACCCUGCUCCUAUGGCAGAGAGAAGAUGCUCAGCGUCUCUGAGCAGGCCGCCAUUUCGGGGAGGCUGGUGGAUCUCUCAUGCCUCCCCUGGAGCCCGCCAGGUGCGCGGAGGCCAGACCUGCUCGGCCUGGCCUGACCAUGCUCAGUGGCCCACAGAUGAGGACACAGCAACUAUAGAGCUUCCUCUGGAACCAGACAGGGAGGACCCCGUGAUUCGGGGAGGAGGACCUGCUCCUCUGACUGGCAGAGGGGCCAGGGCCCUGGGUGGGGAGUCAGGGACCCAUUUUUCCACAGAGCUCUUGUGACAAGGAUCCUUCAGAGCACAUGCUCGGUGCUAAUGCCUAUCCCCCGAGGCCACCACUGCCACCACUGCCGCCAUGUCGGGCCACAACAGCCGCUUUGUACAUUACUGCCAUAUCACUUGGCUACAGUUGAUUGGCCCUACUGGUGCAUCCAAUACCCGCUGGCUUCCAGGUCCUGCUGCCCAGUCCUCAAGGGAGAAGAGUGUAUGUCCCCACCCCAGCCUCAGAGGCACACAUCUAGGUCCUGGGGUGGGAGCAGCCCCUUUGGGCACCACUGGCACAUGAUGCUAGAGACAGCUCCCCUUAGCUCCUGUUUCAGGCACCAUGUUGUUGCCAUGUAACAAACCAAGAUUUAAGUGGCUUCAAACAAAAUCAUCAUUUGUAAUGAUUCUGAGGGGGUUCUACGGGCUCAGCUGGCAGUGGUGUAGCCAGAGCGGCUGGGGUGGGAGUGCUGCUUUCGGCUGGGGGCUGGGCUGAGGCUAGGACAUCCCUCGUGGCCCCUCCCCUUCCAUCAUCUCUCUCCCCGUUGCCCCUGGCCAUUCAAGGGUCUGUCUGGGCAGGGGCUGGCUUCCUAGAGGGAGGAAGCAAGAACCACCAGUGAGUGCUCUGGCAGCCUGUGCUCGGAAGUCCCCAAACAGCACUUCUGUGGCAUUCUCGUGGUCAAAGCCAAUUACGAUGCGUGCCCAGAUCCAAGUGGAGGGGGAAGGGACUCCACGACUUGGGAGAGGAGCAGCUUGUGCUCACAGGGGUGGGAGGCAUUGUUAGCAGAUGUAUUUGGAGACUAACACCUCUCCAUCCUCCUUGGCUGACUGCACCUUGAGCAGUGCCUGGAACUGAGUUGAGUCAAUCACAUCCCCUCUUGAGAAUCUGAACCUGGAGACAAACUGCAGUCUCCAGGUGGAGGGCCCCGAGCAUCUGCCCAUGAGGUGAGCAGGAAAAAGGAACAGCUAGGAUAAGCCAUGAGGCUCCAGAGACUCAGGGAGAGCCGUGUUGGCUUCCCGACUCCAGCCCUGGGGUCUCUGCUGCUCUUGGAACCCUUUCUUUGCCUGUCAGGGAGAUUACUCGCUGUGUCCUUACCAUUGUCUGCUCCCAGUGCAAUGGGCAGCUGUUGGCAGCUUUCAGCAGGCACCUGGCAUGAUCCGAUUUAUACUUUUUAAAAAAAAGUUUUUAUUGAAUUUGUUACAAUAUCGCUUCUGUUUUAUGUUUUGGUUUUUUGGCCCCAAGGCAUGUGGGAUCUUAGCUCCCUGACCAGGGAUCAAACCUGCACCCCCUGCAUUGGAAGGCAGAGUCUUAACCACUGGACCGCCAGGGAAGUGCCUUGAUUUAUGCUUUUUUUUUUUUUUUUAAAGAAUUAUUUAUUUAUUUAUUUUUGGCUGUGUUGGGUCUCUGUUUCUGUGCGAGGGCUUUCUCGUGGCAAGCGGGAGCCACUCUUCAUCGCGGUGCGCGGGCCUCUCACUAUCACGGCCUCUCUUGUUGCGGAGCACAGGCUUCAGACGCACAGGCUCAGUAGUUGUGGCUCACGGGCCUAGUUGCUCCGCGGCAUGUGGGAUCUUCCCAGACCAGGGCUUGAACCCGUGUCCCCUGCAUUGGCAGGCAGAUUCUCAACCACUGCACCACCAAGGAAGCCCUUGAUUUAUGCUUUUUAAGACAGAAAUCACUUUCCUGGGUGGAGAAUGUCUUGGAAGGGCCCGAGUAGCAGGGAAAUCUUCUAGGAGGGGUGGUAGAUAUCUGAAGGGGAGAUGGAGUGGCUUGGAUUACGGUGGUGACAGGGAAUGCAGGAGAGAUGCCUUCCAAUCUGUUUUGGAGUCAGAGCCAUCAAGACAUGCUGGGGUAGAUGUGAGGAGUGUGGUAAAGAGAGGAAUCAAAGAUGAAUCCCAGGUUUGGGGCUUGAACAACUUGUAAAUGGAGGUACCGUUCCUGAGACUUGGAAGCCUGGGGGAGGAGCAGUGUGAGGGAGACCGGGGAGUCCUGCUUGGGGCAUAUUAGGUUCGAGAUGCUUGUUGGUGUGUCUGAGAAGACACACCCAGAUUGUACUCUAGCCCCUCUGCCCUGGGUCGGCGGCCCCUCAAGGGCGCAGUCUACCAAAUCCAGGGCAGACCGUAAGCAUUUUUUAAAAAGACACACAUUUAUUUAUUUUUGGCUGUGUUAGGUCUUCAUUGCUGCAUGUGGGCUUUCUCUAGUUGCGUCGAGCGGGGGCUACUCUUUGUUGCGGUGCACGGGCUUCUCAUUGUGGUGGCUUCUCUUGUUGCAGAGCAUGGGCUCUAGGUGCACGGUCUUCAGUAGUUGUGGCAUGUGGGCUCAGUAAUUGUGGCUCGCGGGCUCUAGAGCGCAGGCUCAGCAGUUGUGGUGCACUGGACUUACUUAUUGCUCCUCAGCAUGUGGGAUCUUCCCGGACCAGGGCUUGAACCCGUGUCCCCUGCGUUGGCAGGCGGAUUCUUAACCACUGCGCCACCAGGGAAGUUACCGUAAGCAUUUUAGACAUUCUAAGCACUGAAAAGAUCAAGACACCUUGACCCAUAUAGAAUUCAAAAUAAAGACAAUGAUAAACAUGAAAACCAGGACUUCCCUGACUGUCCAGUGGUUAAGACUCUGUGCUUCCACUGCAGGGGGCCCGGGUUCUAUCCCUGGUCGGGGAACUAAGAUCCCACAAACCCCAUGGCCCCAGGGGUGGGGGUAGGGAGACAUGAAAACCAAAGAAUAACCCAUUGCUGUAAUUAAAAUGGCUCUACCCUGGAUUUUCUGAAUGCAAAAUUCUGGAUGAUUUAAUUAAACACGAACUUUUCUCCCUGCUUUGCUGGUGCACCAAGUGCACGGGUGGUCAGCCUA